AAUGUGACUUGCAUCCACUGCGCUUCCGUUCCUCGAACCAAUGUAGAGCUUUUACCAAACUAGCACCCCUAUUAUGUAGUCGAAAAAAAGCUCAACGGGUUGACAACGAUAAAGUUGUGAAGGAAAUCUGGAAGCAUGGUACUAGUCCCAAAGUAGACUAAUCGCCUGCCCGACUAAGCCUAGUUCGGCCGUCUGCCGUGAGGUUGGAAAGGACAGGUCUUCGGGAUCGAUCGAAAGUCUGCAGUGGACACAUCGCAAGCACCUCAUCCCCGACAACGGGCUUGUUUUUUUUUUUUUUCCUUUCUGACACCUCUCUUUAUAGUUUCUGUCCUUAAUACAUUUCCCUUCACCCCGCCCGGAUACACCAUGCGCAUACUUCUCAUCUCGUUUGUCCUCUGAGUCUUUGGCUGUUGGAGAUACAUUUUGAUUUUUGAUUUUUUUUCCCCUCUGCAGCACCGAGCUGGUCCCCCUUCACUACCCUUAACCCCGGUUGAAGAACUGCGGGACCCCAUUCGCCUUAGUUUCACUUUACUACUGAGUCGCGAAAAUGUCUUCGACGGAAUAUAACUACGAUGAGCAGGGCCAAUUCUUCCCCUUCUUCAUCCUCACCUUGGCUUCACUCGUCACCCUUCCGCUCACAUACACUCUCCUCAAGCCCAGCAAUGACCUGGAAAAUACUGCUCCUCGGAUAAAGUCCGACUUCCGUCCUCAGCAUGGCGACAUUAUUCAGAAGCAAAAGCAGAAGCUUUUGCGGAAGGAGCGCCGGCUGAAGCGCAUAUUUACCGUGAUAGGGGGAUAUGCUGUAAUGGCGUGGAUGGUCUAUUUGAUUAUCGUCACUGCCAGGAGUACCCCAAAGAUAUGGGACCCUUAUGAAAUUCUGGGCAUUUCGAGAAGCGCUAGCGAAAAAGCUAUUUCCAGGCACUUUAAACGACUUUCCCGCCAGUUUCAUCCAGACAAAAUUAGACCGGAUCCUGCCAAAAACCAAACUAUCGAAAGCUUGAACAAUCAUUUCGUUGAGUUGACUAAGGCCUACAAGGCCCUGACUGACGAGGAAAUCCGCAACAAUUAUAUCCAAUACGGACACCCAGAUGGCAAGCAAAGCUUUAGCAUUGGUAUCGCCCUGCCUAAAUUUAUCGUUACGGAAGGAAAUGGUAAAUACGUCCUUUUGGUAUAUGGCCUGUUACUCGGCGUGCUCCUGCCCUACAUUGUUGGUAAAUGGUGGUAUGGCACGCAGCGAUAUACGAAAGAAAAAGUCCUGGUUGCAAGCGCUGGCAAUAUUUUCCGAGAAUACAAGGAUGACCUAGUUGGCGGAGGAAUAAUCAACGCUCUUAGUUCCGGCGAAGAGUAUAAGCAGAUGCUAAGGGACGAAAAGGCGGAAUCUGGACUUGCUAAAGUUGAAAAGAAAAUUCUUUCUGAUGAAGAUUCAGCGGCGCCUGGGACAACUCUAUCGGCCAAAGAUCGAAAGGUGUUAGCCGAUCUGGAAAGUGCCAGCAGAAGGAAAGCCCUGGCAUUGCUUUGGGCAUACUUGGGUAGAGUUGAGCUUGAUGAUCCCGUUCUGAAUGAAGAGAAAUUCGGCGUCGCCCCUACUGCUUUUACCCUCAACGACUCAUUUUCAUCUAUUGCCCUUGCGUUCGGUAGCCUGCAACCAAUCCUUGGAUCAUUUCACAUGGCACAACAUCUCAUCCAAGCCAUUCGGCCCGGUGGAUCACCUCUUCUGCAAUUGCCUUAUUUUACCCCCCAGAUCGUUCGGUCAAUCGAAGGCGAGCAUUCGAGGAGCCGCAUGUCUAUUUCGCAAUACAUGGCACUUUCUGAGCAGCGCCGACGAAAGCUGUCAGUUGGUAAAGGCUUGCUAUCAGAGCAACAAUACGCAAGCGCCGUGUCUGUUGCUCAGCAAAUACCCGUCCUGGACGUUGCGAAAUCAUUUUUCAAAGUUGUCGGCGAAAGAGUGGUGACCCCUAGCAGUCUUGUUCAGCUCAUCGUUAAGGCACGGUUUAUUCCACCAGGCUCCACGAAUAUCCCAGAGGUCAACGAGCGUGACCUUGAGGACAUUGACCCGGACGAGGAUGACGUAGGCGCCAACAAGUCCUCGGCGAUAAAUGAAAAUGGGAAAGAAGACUCAGAAAACCACAUCCAACCGCCGCUUGCCCAUGCUCCGUACUUUGCUCGCGAUCACUCUCCAAGAUGGUACAUUUUCCUCGCGGAUUCUAUGCAAGGCAGAAUGGCUGUCCCUCCGUUCACAUUUACCACAUUUGACAAACCCAUUUUCGACAAGGAUGGAAAGCCCACCUUCAAUGUACAGACCUUGAAAAUGCAAUUCCAAGCUCCCCCCCAAGUUGGCAAAUUCCUCUUUUCUCUCUACGUUGUCUGUGACAGCUAUAUCGGCUUCGACACUGUUAGUGAAAUCACCCUUGAGGUUGAGGAUCUUGCCAAGGCUGCCGCCCUAGAGGAGGAAGACGAUAUUUCUGAGCCUGACGAAGACUCCAUUGCCGGCCAAAUGCAAGCUCUGAAGACGGGCACUGCCCCUCCGAAGAGGAAGAUAGCCAAGAAGCAAGCGGGCGACUCGAGUGAAGAUGAUGAAAGCAACACUGACGGCGAUGCUGAUGAUACGAGCGAAACAGAUACGGAAACAGACACGGACGGGGAAUAAAAGGAUUUUUAAUUCAAACUGUGUGGAUUUUACCUUUUUUCGUCCUACUUUUUACUAUUUAUUCACCAUUAUCAUUGUCAAAAUCGAAGUCAAGCAUACUUGCUAUCCUAGAGUUUUUUAUAUUUUCUUCUAUUUUCACUCUUCACUUUAUUCUUCGUCUCUCGGCUUUCUUUAUUUCAACUUGAGAUGCGCAUGUUGUUUUUCCCGUUCACUUGCCAUACAGAAGUGGAUAAACAGGGGGUGGGCCAAGCAUUGGCGCUAAUUUAACUGAGCAACUCAACGUGAUACCCAACUGCGAGCUCUUGCCUGGAUUGCGAUUGAGCUUUGUUACGGUAACAGCACCAUAUGAUAUGUUACGUGUUAACUACUCCAUAACCACAUGAGAUUCCCUCGAAUUUUAUCUUCUGAAGCACACGUUUUGCAUCGCGCAGCCCAAGCUAAACGGCUGGGCCCCGAUAUAUCUCUCCUGUGGCUAUAAAGUUUGCCAGCAAUGAAUGAAAAGAAAAGGCUUCAAAACUUCAAAGGUUGUUUAGGCGUUCGUUUAAUGCGUCGUCCCGAUGCCAGCCGCCAUAUUUUUCUAACACUAUCUUCCUGAUCGUCACUAUCACCGAACAUCCCCAGAUGGCACACCUAUUCAUACCCACCUACCUCCCUGCGUCUGUAAGAUCUGCGUGAGCCCUGAAUGGUUAACCGCCUACAUCGUACAGAUGUAUGGACAACUUGCUCGACCUAACUAUCCACCAGGUAAACUAAAUAUUGCCGGCUAAUUACAUGUAUGCACAUUUAUGUGGCAAACGCCCUCGUAGCGUGGGAAACACGUUCCCGUUUCUAGGAUAGUUCCUUGCAACCAGUGAUAUGUGGACUAAAGUGGCAAACAUGUUCCCAUUCACAUAUGAAGACUUCUAUUGAUUAUCUAGCUAUGAGGUGAGAGGCGGGGACCAGCUGUAUCUCGUAUUCAAGGAAGAGAAGCAUGGCAUUGAGGGUGCGUGCAGGGGUCUGAGAAAUUUAGCACAAUCUCGUGCAUGUCACAUUAUGUCUAGUAACACAUCACAUUUCUCUAUUUCAAACUUGGGAUAGCGGAAAUCGUCCAAAGGGGACUGAGAUGGAGAAGAACUGCAUUAGAAGCACAAGAAAUCAUGGACGCAGAAACCAAAAAGGAAGGCAAGUAGGUGCUUGGGAAACAUGUAUUUUGAUUACGGCUAGUGGCGGAUGCGACUAUCUAACUUGUUCUAGAAAGGAUGCACAGAGAGUAUCAAAACAAGAUGUGAGAAACGAACAGAGUAGCUGACCUAUACUUGUCAUGAACUUCUAUCCUAUUCCUUAUCUCCCUUAUCUCCAUUUUCUUCAGCUUCUGGGAUUUUGUAAGUUAAUUUCGACAUGCGAAUAUGUAUGUACUGUAUUUCUAAGUGUAGGGACUUCCCAAUAAGGAGGAAAAAAGCUCCGUCAAUGAAGAGGGCAGUUAAUAUUACUAAUUAAGAGGUAAAGGAGUUAUUAAAACGGUCAAUAUAUAUGUAUAGAUAGAGAGCGGGAGAGAGAGGGAGAGCGACAUGGGGGCAGUGAACAGGUGGUAUUAGGGGUUAAGAUGUUUGCUAACAAUUCCAAGGACCGGGCUGAUGAAGGAAAAGCAGUGAUUCGAGGAGAAAAUGGUGGUCAGAUCCUUUCCCAAUUUGAACGUCCUUUGGGCUAUGGACUACCUAGCUUCUUUAGCUAAAUGCGCAAGGACAUGGGCAUGUUUCGGUCCAUCCAGCGCAGGUUUGGUUUGGCCCUCUGAGUCGUCCGUUAAGACAGGGACUUUCGCGGCCAUAUCUUGCCUGCCAGCACAACCGUCAAGCCACUUCGCCUCGCUUUGACCUCAACAGGACUAGGGCCUUAAUCUUGCCACCCGGCAGAUACUGGAUUGGGCAUGAAGGGCUGAGGGCUGACAGAGAUUGCACUUGUGGGGCUGGACGGAGAGACUGACGUGUCUUUGGCCAUAAACUGUCUUGCGGGAUUGUGAUUGUCCUUACCAAGUUUGGCAAGGGCAAGAAACAUCAGGCGGCUCAGGCUAACGUGGGCUCGAUGGGCGGGUUCGUUUGUCACUGACAACGCUUGUAACCACCUGAGGACACAUGUCGACUCUUUGAUCAAAUUUUCGGUUUCGUUGGGCAAAUGGGACACAUCCAUUGACAAUUCCAUUACCAGAACCGUACCAGCUUGAACUAUGUAAUGCAGUACACACCACCACGGAGUGGCGAGGUACAGUUUGGCUGGUUGGAUGUCUUGAGGAAGGAGGUCGAUUAUAUUCCGGGCUGCAGACAAACAACUGAUAGCGGCAUCUUCGUCCAUUCUUUUCGAAGUUGCGGACUGGGACGGGAUUGCGUCACGUAAUUGUUGAGCCUCACAAAAACAUGGGCGGUUGAUGAGAAUGCACGCUCCAUAGAAGCGGAGGUUCAGAUACAUGCGUUGAUCCAGGGGUGGAAGUCCUUUAGAAGCUGGCGAAAGGUCCAGAAUUCUGUGGGGAAGAUCGUCCCUCCAUUGGGCGAGCUUCUUGUCUAAAUCUAAAACUAAGUUCUGCACGCCAGCCCAAGUUCGGUUUACUGUGCUAGGGCUAUACAGCUCUUCCAAAGCCUCGGCGAUAAUUAAAUCAAGGCGAAGACACCGGACGAAGAUGGUCCAUGGCGGAAUAGCGGAGCUGGUCACUGGGGUAGUGUUAGAAGGUGGAUACAUUGCUGCCAUUGCUGCUCGCGAGGCAUUGUAUGCAAGGGGCCCUGUGGAUGGAAAAUCCAUUGGUCGGGGUAAACGGGCACUAGUAAAACGAUCCUGAAGUGAUGAAGGCCGCCCCGUGAGGACGCAGAGAAAACGUUCCAUUGAGCUGAUGGAAUGCCAAACUCUUAAUUCGAAUUCUCGUUCACCCUCCGAAAGUUCAGUACUCGUGUUGACCAAAUGAAGAGCCCGUGUCUGCGCAAAACGCACCGCCAGGCCGAUUACAUUCCAAGCUCUGAUUAAACCUUGUUAGUUAACUGUCACCACGGACUAGCUCUUCCAUAGAUGGAAUAUCCCCAAGAUGAGUCGAACUCCGGCCUAAUGCACCAGAACGGAAUGCGUACAUAACAUGAUCAUUUUCAACGACGCUGCACGGAACUUGUAUACGAAGCGCGUGAAGUGCACCAAUGGCGAAAACGACAUGCAAGAUAUUGCGCCAGACAUGACUGGGAUAGAUGGCUGUUUGGUAAUAAAUUUCAUAAUGUACUCUGAACUCCUCCUCUGAAAGUAUUGGGAACAUUGGGUGGACAGUUAGGAAAUAUGAAUUAAGAAAUAUGUCAGCCAUUUCUUUUUGAAGGGGUUCAGACUGGUUGUCGAUUUUUUUGAACAUUUUUGGCGGGCUGUUUCCAGUUUUCCUGACUACUAGAAAUUUCUCUAAGUACUCAUCAUCGAGAAAAAGUCAGAAACUCAGCCGGGAGAGAAACUUAACACGUUG
Molecule: messenger RNA, 6104 nt
Organism: Blastomyces gilchristii SLH14081
Lineage: Eukaryota; Fungi; Ascomycota; Eurotiomycetes; Onygenales; Ajellomycetaceae
Product: translocation protein SEC63
Exons: 8
Coding region: 548-2647 (699 amino acids)
Biological process (GO): SRP-dependent cotranslational protein targeting to membrane; post-translational protein targeting to endoplasmic reticulum membrane
Cellular component (GO): Sec62/Sec63 complex
Molecular function (GO): RNA binding; transmembrane protein transporter activity
Source: RefSeq, a predicted model, not a curated record